This is a messenger RNA of Neurospora tetrasperma FGSC 2508, 1710 nucleotides long. Its product is annotated as thiamine biosynthesis protein NMT-1. Gene Ontology annotation, biological process: thiamine biosynthetic process. The record is from RefSeq and is a predicted model, not a curated record. Bases 389 to 1417 code for a protein of 342 amino acids. NCBI's taxonomy places the organism in Eukaryota, Fungi, Ascomycota, Sordariomycetes, Sordariales, Sordariaceae. The transcript is spliced from 4 exons.
CAAACAACAACUCGACAUCUCGCUCUUGACUUGAAUCAACAAUCUGCUAUACCUUUGGUACGCGACCAGCGUCCGAAGAGCCAUGACAUCUAUCACAAUGGGAACUCCAAGAUCGAGGUAAAGUAAACAAGACAGCUACCGGGUGUCCAUGUUGGUACUGCCACAGUUGGUUCACCCUUAUCGCUCUUCCAUGCCUUCUGUGACAAGGUCUUUGGAAUGAGUUUGAUACGAUGGGCCAACUGCGGCGGUACCACGUUGGUCUGAGAAAUACCGGCGAACUUGAUCUGGAUAAUACCAGCGAAAGGAUUGGCUUCUUGGGACCCCUUCCCCUCCCCUUAUCGGAGAUCAACUAACUCUAGGUUCGCAGCUCUGCUCGUGUUGCGCCAACAUGUCUACCGACAAGAUAACUUUCCUCGCCAACUGGCACGCUACGCCGUACCAUGCACCGCUUUACCUUGCCCAGGCCAAAGGCUUCUUCAAAGAACAGGGCAUCCAGGUGGCUCUUCUGGAGCCCAACGACCCCAGCGACGUAACCGAAAUCAUCGGCAGCGGUAAAGUUGACCUCGGUUUCAAGGCCAUGAUUCACACUCUUGCUGCCAAAGCCCGUAACUACCCUGUCCUCUCGAUUGGCAGCCUUCUGGACGAACCCUUCACCGGCGUCGUCUACCUCAAGGAGUCCGGAAUCACGACCGACUUUAGGUCCCUCAAGGGCAAGCGUAUCGGCUACGUCGGCGAGUUUGGCAAGAUUCAGAUCGAUGAGCUCACUUCGCACUACGGCCUGACUCCUGCCGAUUACACGGCCGUCCGCUGCGGCAUGAACGUCUCCAAGGCCAUUAUCAAGGGGGAGAUUGACGCCGGUAUCGGCCUCGAGAACGUGCAGAUGGUUGAGCUGGAGGAGUGGCUUGCUUCCCAGGGCCGAGACAAGGCCGACGUCCAGAUGCUUCGCAUUGACGAGCUCGCGGAACUCGGAUGCUGCUGCUUCUGCUCGAUUCUCUACAUUGGCAACGAGUCCUUCAUCGCGCAGAACCCGGAAAAGGUUCGGGCCUUUAUGCGCGCCGUCAAGAAGGCGACUGACUUUGUCCUGGCCAACCCGGACGCUGCGUGGAAGGAGUAUGUUGACUUCAAGCCUGUCAUGGGCACUGAGCUCAACAGAAAGAUCUUUGAGCGCAGCUACGCAUACUUCUCCGAGGACCUCAAGAACGUCGAGCGCGACUGGUCCAAGGUCACCAAGUAUGGUCAACGGCUUGGGGUCCUGAGCCCAGACUUCACCCCCAACUACACCAACGAGUUUCUUGACUGGGCUCUGCAGCCGGAAUCCAGUGACCCUACUGGCGACCAGAAGCGAAUGGUUGAGCUCCAGAAGAAUGUGGCUUGCUGCGGUGGCUUCCACCGCUUGCCCCUUGGGAUCAAGGCUUGAUUGGUGGGACAGGGUCGUCUUUGCUGCGGAUGGCGGCAAGAGUUUACUUCCAAGCUUGGCUGCUAUAGUCUGGGAUCUUUUUGCGCAACCAUUAGUUUUUGGUGGAACAAAGAGGCUCGUAUCUUGAUGGCUUAACCGACUCGGUUCCAGAUGAGUAUCGUGUGGACGAUCGAUGAGGGCCUCGAAAGUGUAGCUAGCGAAGGCAUCUGCAACAUUCAUUAGUAAAUGCCUAUUUCUCUAGUCUAAUUGAACUGCGCUCCUACACCGUGUAAAAUGUGAUCUGAUAUUCACCA